AUGGAGGGGCACUUCGGCCAGGAGCCCGAGCAGGGCAUGGUGCUGAAGAACGGACUUAAGGAGGGCAAGGAGGGCAAAGACUCGCAAGGCAAGAUCUCCAAGACCUUCCUGAAGGAAGCGCCAGAGUCCUUCUCUCCGUCCAGCGCUAGCGACACCUGUGAGAAGAACCGCUCCGUCACCGGCGACCCCGACUACUGCCGCCGCAUACUAGUGCGAGAUGCCAAAGGGUCGAUCCGAGAGAUUAUUCUGCCGAAGGGUCUGGAUCUGGACCGACCCAAGCGCACCAGAACCUCCUUCACGGCCGAGCAGCUCUACCGGCUGGAGAUGGAGUUCCAACGCUGUCAGUACGUGGUGGGGAGGGAGCGGACCGAGCUAGCACGCCAGCUCAACCUGUCCGAGACUCAGGUAAAGGUGUGGUUCCAGAACCGGCGCACUAAGCAGAAGAAGGACCAGGGGAAGGACACGGAGCUGCGCUCGGUGGUGUCGGAGACGGCGGCCACGUGCAGCGUGCUGCGCUUGCUGGAGCAGGGCCGGCUGCUGACCAACCCUGGACUCCCGGGGCUGCUGCCGCACUGCGGCUCGGCCCUGCGCGGCCCCUCCAUGGGCCUGGGCGUCGGGGUCGGGGUCGGGGUCGGGGUCAGCGUCUCCACGGCGACCGGCGGGGGCAGCGGGUGUGGGAGCGGCGGGUCGAGCUCCAGCUCCGGGUCCAGCAGCAGCGUUGGCACCUCGUCCAGUGCCAGUCCUCCUCCGCUGCCCCCCGUCACUAGCACCAGUGCGGCCAUCGCCGCCGCCGUCUCGGGCAUGCAGGGCUCGCCAGCGGGCGCAGCUCACCACCCCCCCCACCACCCGCCGCACCCCCACCCGGGCAUCUUCGGCUUCCCCAUGCCCUCUCUGCUGGGCACGGUGUCCGGGCGCAUGUCCUCCACGCCGCUGGGCAUGGCAGGCUCGCUGGCCGGCAACCUGCAGGAACUCUCGGCCCGCUACCUGAGCUCGUCCGCCUUCGAGCCGUACUCGCGGACCAACGGCAAAGAGGCGCUGGACAAGAAGGCUCCGGAAUGAGCCGGAAUAACUCUCCGUUUCGCUGUGUUGGGUUUUUUUUUUUAUGAUUCAUUAUGGGCUGUUCCUCUUUUGCUUUGUUUAUUUAGAUUUUUUUUUAUUUCUAAGUGAAGGGGCGGGUGUGUGUGUGUGUGUGUGUAUGUGUGUGUGUGUGUGUUUUCUAUCUCUCUCUGUGAAUCCCGC
Messenger RNA from Sardina pilchardus (European sardine), 1239 nucleotides. RefSeq names its product ventral anterior homeobox 1 (gene vax1). The coding region runs from base 1 to 1059 and encodes 352 amino acids. The record is from RefSeq and is a predicted model, not a curated record. Gene Ontology annotation, biological process: central nervous system development; brain development; regulation of transcription by RNA polymerase II. Gene Ontology annotation, molecular function: DNA-binding transcription factor activity, RNA polymerase II-specific; RNA polymerase II cis-regulatory region sequence-specific DNA binding. Gene Ontology annotation, cellular component: nucleus. NCBI's taxonomy places the organism in Eukaryota, Metazoa, Chordata, Actinopteri, Clupeiformes, Clupeidae. The transcript is spliced from 3 exons.